AUGGGUUCUAUACCGCAAGAUGGCACAGCCGCCCCUUCAGCUGAAGCACCGACCUUUGGUCAAGGCACCCGCGUGGCUGUCAUUGGCUCCGGGGUAAGCGGUAUCUGCGCCGGUGCUCACCUGCUCAGGCAAGGGGCCAACGUGGUGGUGUUUGAGCGAUCGGGAGUGUCAUCUGGUGUUUGGAACUUCAAUCCGAGGACUGACUCCAACAGUGUGGUAUACCCCAGCAAGCCAGCGUCGCUAGGGGAUUAUGCGACGUCGGUCCCUGGCCAGUUCCUCCCACAACAACAACAGAGCAAGCAGCACCAUCCACUGAACACCUCUGAUGGAGAUGCCCUCGAGGUUGCCUUUUCUCCUCCUGGUCCGGCAUACUCUGGGUUAAAGAACAAUGUCCCGACCAGCUUGCUGUACAGCAACCUGAAGCCCUGGCCAAAAGGGACUCCAGAAAACGUGAGCCACUGGGAGAUUGCAACAUAUCUCCAAAACCUCAGCACCGAAAAUGGCCUUGACGAAGUCACUCUCUAUAAUACCGGAGUCGAAAAUGCUGUCAAAUCAUCAGACGGAAAAACCUGGAUCGUUCGAACUCUCACUUUGCUGGCAAAGGACGGCACACCGCGGAUUGUUGAAAGAACAUGGGAGUUUGAUGCCAUCGUCGUCUGCUCUGGCCACUAUAACCUUCCUCGCGUCCCUGAUAUCCCAGGGCUGAGCCAGUGGAAAGAGCUCUUCAAGGACAGAAUCAGUCAUACGAAGGAGUACCGUAACCCCAACCGCUUUCGAGAUAAGAGUGUCUUGGUCAUCGGAGGUGGUACCUCGUCUCUCGAUGUUUGUCGAGAGUUGAGCGACGUGACUACAGGCGUCUAUCAAAGUACCCGAGGAGGCCAAUUUGAUCAUCCGACAGAGGUUCUGCCCCAGACCGUCAAGAGGGUCGGCGGUGUGACGGGAUUCACACUGGACUCUAACGCUAUUCCCAAAGGUGGUCUCGAGGAACAAUCACCUAUCCCAGGCCAGAUUGUCUUGAAGGAUGGGCAAACCCUCAGGGACAUUCACCACAUCAUUGUGGCUACGGGCUAUCUCACCUCGUUCCCGUUUCUACCCCAAUAUCACAAUGACAACCUGAACCCCGACGAUGCUACCCCAGAAGUUUUGGUUACCUCGGAAGCAAACAUGGUGCAUAACCUACACAGAGAUAUCUUCUAUAUCGAAGACCCGUCUCUAAGCUUUGUCGGAAUUCCGUACUAUGUUUCCACCUUCUCCGUGUUUGACUUUCAAGCACAAGCCAUCGCACGCGUUCUCACGGGGAAGACACGCCUACCCAGUAAGCAAGCUCUCCGAGACGCCUACAACAAGAGGAUCAGCCUGAGAGGAAGAGGGCGAAACUUCCAUAGUUUGGCAGAAGAGGGUGCUGAGCUUGCGUACAUCAAAGAUCUUGUGGACUCUGUGAAUGGGGCCGCGACGGGUCCAGGCGUUGAGCCGAUGCAGGGCCACACGGAGGAAUGGCUUGCAACUCAUAGAGCGUACAAGGAGAGAAGAAAUUUGUUCCGGCAAGGCAAGAUUAAGACGUUGAUACCUCUAGAUGAAUUCCUACGUCUGAAGUUCUAA
Fusarium keratoplasticum is the source of this 1599-nucleotide messenger RNA. RefSeq lists its product as uncharacterized. The transcript has a single exon. Gene Ontology annotation, molecular function: NADP binding; N,N-dimethylaniline monooxygenase activity; flavin adenine dinucleotide binding. The coding region runs from base 1 to 1599 and encodes 532 amino acids. Lineage: Eukaryota; Fungi; Ascomycota; Sordariomycetes; Hypocreales; Nectriaceae. The record is from RefSeq and is a predicted model, not a curated record.